AUGAAACUAAGUCGUCAUAUUAUUUUUCAAUGGCUACACGCCUUUCCGCAUCAUUUAUUCAAGGCAGACUCUGAAGCACGACUUCAUUUAUCUAGAAUUGUACCACGUAGAAUCGAUGAACAACCAAGCAAAUAUAGUGUAUAUCAAGCAAUCAGUGAAGUCAUAUUUUUCUUGGCAACGGAUGGUGAAUUAAGAAAAAAUGAACGAGUUGCUUUUAUUAAUUGUGUCGAAAAACCAUUUAUAUUUUUUCCGAAUUGGUUCAAUUUCUUAUUAUUUGGAUAUUAUUUAAAACGAAAAAUUCUACAAAGUUAUUACACACUACUUCAAGCAUUUGCACGACAUAUUGAUGGACCAGAAUUACGUGCUACAUUUACUGCAGCCGAUAAUCAAAAAUCAAAAUCUGAAGUAUUAAAAUUAAUUACUAUCGUAUUUUAUGUUGCAGGAAGUAUUCAUUUGCGAUUAUUGGGUCAAGGUGAUAGAAUCAUGUCUUAUAGUGAAGUUCGUUAUAUUACCCGAACUAUUGCCAUACAGCCAACAGAAGAUUACAUGUAUGUUGGUAUUGGUUCAGCUUCAAAUAUUGAUAUUGAAUCGUUACUAUUAGGAUCUAUUCAAGUUGCUAAUUUUGAUGGAACUAAUCAAAAAACCUUUGUCACUGGCCUAAGAAAUGCUGUCGGUCUAGCAUUUUACCCGAUACCACAUGAUCUAUGUGCUUCAUGUCAAGAACGUGAUGAAUUUGCUGACGAUCUUGUACCUGAUUUUUUUUAUACAUGCGUCAGAACAUAG
Molecule: messenger RNA, 783 nt
Organism: Rotaria sp. Silwood1
Lineage: Eukaryota; Metazoa; Rotifera; Eurotatoria; Philodinida; Philodinidae
Source: the annotation of a GenBank genome assembly